This is a messenger RNA of Tinamus guttatus (white-throated tinamou), 918 nucleotides long. The record is from RefSeq and is a predicted model, not a curated record. Lineage: Eukaryota; Metazoa; Chordata; Aves; Tinamiformes; Tinamidae.
GAGGCUCCGUGUGACCCGCAGGCUGCAGGAGGAACCGCCGGCCGGCGUGAGCGGCGCCCCCUCCGAGAACAACAUCAUGGUGUGGAACGCCGUCAUCUUCGGGCCCGAGGGGACCCCCUUCGAGGACGGAACUUUCAAACUUACCAUAGAAUUCACAGAAGAAUAUCCAAAUAAGCCACCUACUGUUAGAUUUGUCUCUAAAAUGUUUCAUCCAAAUGUCUAUGCAGAUGGUAGUAUAUGUCUGGAUAUUCUUCAGAAUCGUUGGAGUCCUACUUAUGAUGUCUCCUCCAUCUUAACAUCCAUACAGUCUCUAUUGGAUGAGCCAAACCCUAACAGCCCAGCGAACAGCCAGGCAGCUCAACUAUACCAAGAGAAUAAGCGGGAAUAUGAAAAACGGGUUUCUGCAAUAGUAGAACAGAGUUGGCGUGACUGUUGACCCAGGAUGAUGCAAAUGAACACUCUGGUGAUGAGGAAAAUCAUAUACGAAGUGUCUGAGUCAUCUUCUUCCUCCUAGCAUCAUUGCAUUUACUUUGAAAGCAGAAUAGCUGUUGUGCUGUUGCCACCCUCCCUUGCUGAAGCUUCUUUUCCUUGGACAUCAGAAAGCACCCACUUUGAAGUCAAAUGUACUGUACUUGGGUUACUUGCAAAAGAAUUACUGAUGCUGAAUUCAUUUCUGUGGUCCCUCUCCAGUCUUAGGGCAGUAUUGUGCAUUUCCGUAGUGUACACUAAGCUUUUAAGUGUAAUUGUGUUAUACACAGUGAUGCUUAUGUGUAGCUUGACAAAAGGGAUGUUUAUACACAUACAUUUUUAAACUGAUAUUACUAAAGUGCUGAUCUGUCCAGGCUGGUCACUUACCUCUACUAUUGGUUUAGACCCCAUUGCAUUUGUAAGUAGUGAGUAAAGAAACAACCUCUUGUU